Molecule: messenger RNA, 3592 nt
Organism: Manis javanica (Malayan pangolin)
Lineage: Eukaryota; Metazoa; Chordata; Mammalia; Pholidota; Manidae
Gene: PLEKHB2
Product: pleckstrin homology domain containing B2
Biological process (GO): regulation of cell differentiation
Cellular component (GO): membrane
Source: RefSeq, a predicted model, not a curated record
CCCCCGGGGCUGCCCGGACCGAAGCCGUCCGAGGGAACACCCGGCUCGCGCCUUUUCCCGCCCCCGGGCCCAGAGAGCCUCUGGAGCCGCCCGGCCCGCGCCCCCGGGCCCUGCCCCCGGAGAGCUGGUGCGACCGCCUCUCCCUCAGCGCUCUCCGCGGGCCCGAGGCCGCACCCUCCGCCGAGUCCGGGACGCGUUCAGGCUCUGCCCUCGCUGGGAACGACCCCGUUUGCGCCCACCGGCACCUGGCUUUGUGCCUUCGUGAAAGAUGGCAUUUGUGAAGAGCGGAUGGUUGCUGCGACAGAGUACUAUUUUGAAGCGCUGGAAGAAGAAUUGGUUUGACCUGUGGUCAGAUGGUCACCUCAUCUAUUAUGAUGACCAGACUCGACAGAGUGUUGAGGAUAAGGUCCACAUGCCCGUGGACUGCAUCAACAUCCGCACAGGGCCCGAGUGUCGGGAUAUUCAGCCUCCGGAUGGGAAGCCAAGAGGCUGUAUGCUGCAGAUCGUUUGCCGAGAUGGGAAAACCAUCAGUCUUUGUGCAGAAAGCACAGAUGAUUGUUUAGCCUGGAAGUUUACUCUCCAGGAUUCCAGGACAAACACAGCUUAUGUUGGCUCAGAAGUCAUGUAUGAUGAAGUAGCCGUGGCUUCUUCCCCACCUCCCUACGCAGCCUACGCUGCACCCACCCCUGAGCAGGCAUAUGGCUAUGGUCCAUACAGUGGUACAUACCCACCAGGAACUCAAGUUGUCUAUGCUGCGAAUGGGCAGGCGUAUGCUGUACCCUACCAGUACCCGUAUGCAGGACUUUAUGGACAGCAGCCUGCCAAUCAAGUCAUCAUUCGUGAGCGGUAUCGAGACAAUGACAGUGAUCUGGCGCUGGGCAUGCUGGCCGGAGCAGCCACAGGCAUGGCCCUGGGGUCUCUGUUCUGGGUCUUCUAAAGCCCUUGAAAUCUGGAUGUGCAUAGCUUCUGAUACCCUGUGUGCAAUAAUAUUAUUUGCAGGGCACUUCUGUUUGUGAUAAAUGUUUUUAAUAAUAGUUUUAAUAGUUCUUUUCAAAGUAGCGACAUCAGAGUCAUAACUCACCCAUGUAAGUAGCACAGAGAAGGCUGCUGACUGCUGUUUAGCUAAAACAUGGGCUGUCUGGGGCACUGGCUUGUUUCAGAAGCUUCCUUGUGGAACUUCUGGAAUGCCUUCUUUGAACAUACCUGUUUUGAAAGGCAUUUUCAUUGUAGAGGCAGGAGUAGUGCUUAAGGAGUAAUUUCUCUUAGUGUCACAUUAACAGUACAGUGAUGUAUGAGUGACUGAUUAUGGUGAAAAGAGCUGCAGCUUCUUUCCGUUUAAUGCCAGACAGACCAGACACCUCAGACCAGAACUGGCUCAUGUCACUGCAGGAGCUGCCGGCUGGUGAGCUGCCAGGGGACUUUCCCAAGGCAGUGAUGUGAUUCCUCUGCAACCUCAGGCCCGCAGGCUUCCAGCAAGGCUGACUGCUCAGGGGGACCGGGGGGAAGGCAAGUCCUCCCUUUUAACGUGAUUUCUCCGUUUCACUUUCUGUUUUUGGUAGAUGUCCUUGGAAAACAUCCCAAUUAGGAGUUGACUUGAGCCUCCUAGUGUUAGGGCUUCAUCCUUUAAAUCAUGAAGAAGAUAAAACAAUUGUAAACAAAUAUGUGGAGGUAGAUUUGCUUUUUUCAGAGACAUUAUGUUUUUAGUGUCUGCUUUGAGUAUUUUGGUUGCCAGUUAUCAGCCUACUUACAGCUUAUUUUUCUACUUGUUGAGAAGGUAAAAUGAAAAGAAUGGUGAGGACACUGGAAGGAGCGCCGCAGUCCCAGGGUCGCCGUGGCCGGCCUCAGGGGUUGCGCUGUGCACAGGAUGCUCUUGGUCCCUCUGAAGGCUUUUAAAGAGCAGGUGUUCUGUUUUGUGUAGGACUGGGGAACAGGGACUGUCCCCUGAACUCUGGGAUGUGUGGAGCCCCAGUGGGGCCUGGUGGGGGCUCUUGGGACCAUGGCUGUGGGGGAGACUCAGGUUAUAGAUGGCAAAAAUGAGGCCUAAGGGCAUGAGUGACCUGUGCAAGAUUUCUCUCAACCUGACCAGGACACCAGCCUUGUUUUUAUUUCCAGACUCAGAUGUCAUCGGCAAGCUUACACCACUUAAUUUUGAGCCCUAGCUAUGGGUGAAACUCUAGAAAGCCCCCAGUUUUGCAUUUCUGUUACUUUAUAUUUCUUUAUGUGAAUAUUUCAAGUUGCUAAUUAUUCCAGUUUUCUGUGUUGCAUGCUUUAAGGAAUGUACUUCUACAAAGGCAGAUCGGCUCAGCGAAGGUCCCUGCCCCUACACUCCGUGUAGCUCUCUUUCACAUAAAAUACACCCCUAGUGGCACCAGCGCUCGUCAUUCUCAGAGGCCGGUUUUAUCUACACUCAUUUCACUGGUCUGCCGACUCCAUCUCUGAGGCAGACUUAAAUCAACCUCCUAUGAGUCCAGAUGCCCAAUGAACUUUGUGGUUACCCCAGGUGUGUUUUCCUGGCCAAUUCUAGUGGACUUGGUGACCCUGGAAAGUGUUUCAGCUGAAAGGACGUGUACUUGACUGCCAUCUCUUUGGAUGUUUGACAUAGAGGAAAAUUGCCAGAUAUGCAUGGCAGCACUGGUUUUCAUGGUUAAAAAGGUUCCUUUUAAUAAAAGGUUUUAUAUCCUGUAUCAUAAAAAUAGUUUUGUUCAUAUGGUAAUCAUUAUUGAGGCUGUUUGGUUUACUUAAAAAAUAUGGUUUUUAAUGGUACCUUGGGGUAUUAAUUUUGAGUUUGAGUUAUGAGAACCAGAGUACUGUCAGGUCAUCGAAAUGUGCUUGAAGCAAACAGUCUCCCUGUGUUCCCCUGGCUGAACGGAUGAGCCCCCCGGCUAAAGGGAUGAGCUAUAGACUGAAAUUUGGCUACGCAUGUCCCUGUCCCUAGAAAACUAUAGUUGAACCUGGAAAUUCACUGUCACUAGUGACUUGGUUUUGAUGUGAAACGCAGGCUAGGUAUAAAGGUGGGCCGCGGGACUUCAUUUCCCUGGGCCCAACUCCCGCAGGUGCCAACCCUGUGAUUGCUUCACUUUGGAAUUUGUUCAGGUCUGAGUAAGCAUUUACUUCCUUUUGUACUUUUAAAUAAUAUACCUGGAAGAAGUUGGCCACUAACAUUGCAUAUGUGCUGAUCUGAUUGUUUUUUAGCUCUGUUCUUUUAAUUUCUUGAGUCAGCUUUAGGGUCUCGCAUAGUACAGAGAAGGGAGAGACCCAUGGCUGUGCUUCAGGCCAUUAUUUGUGAAACAGGCCAGACCAGGAUAUGAGGUCAGAGGUCCUAAAGGGAGGUUCCUGCAGUCGGGACAGAAUGGCCCAAGCUCAUUUUCUGCAUCAGUUGUGACCCUGUGUAAUCUUUCUUUCUCCUUCCCAAGUUUGUGUAGAUGCAGAAAUGGAAUGCAGCUACAUUUUUUUCCCUAGAAUUGAUCUCUUUUCUGACUGCUUCUGUCUCUAAUAUUUUGUUGUGUCCACAGAACCUAUUUUUCCCUGUAUAUGCAAAUUGUAUGUUUAUAAAUGAAAAUGUUAAUACAUUAAAUGACUGUUAACCUUAAAA